GUUGGUGUCGAUGCGGAUCGUUCGCUUGGGAAUUCCAGAUUAUAAAGCGGGAAAGCAGCGGGACAGCGCGCGCGCGCGCACACUCCCGCGCGGCAGGUGGCGCUGUGCAAAGCGCUCCGCUUUGAACCGAAGAAGAAGACCGCUGUCCCAGCGUGCACUGCUGCUCCGGCGCCCGACGUUACCAAACCGGGCAGACGGGAUGCCGCCGGGGCUUUGUUUCCGCCGCCACUAGGUGCUGUUCAGCGGACAGGCUCUCCACGAUGAGCGCCAUGCGGACCAUCCUGAGCUCCGGGGCGCUGGUCGCCGUGCUGGGGCUCGGCUACGGGAUGUGGGCCAUCAUAUCUCCGGGAGAAGAGCGGCGCAGAGAGCUCAUCAAGAAUCUGCCUGAGUCGAAUCCGGUGAGGAUGGAAGAGACGAGGAGGAGGAACGUCCUGGUGAUGCAGGCGCUGAAGGAGGCCGCCGAAACCAGCGACAACAUUGCACGAGGAUUUGGAGGACCUCCCAAAUAGAGCGGCGCUGCGACCCGCUUGGAAAGGCUGCGUGUAUUAAAUGCCGCCGGCAUGCAGGAUCAGAUGAAGAUGGACAUUGUGGGAUUUUACUGGGAGAUUGUUGUCUGAUUGUGAAAACAAUUUACCGUCGGAUGUUAAAGUUGUUUAUUAAAACUCUCAACGCAACCAUGA
Gasterosteus aculeatus aculeatus (three-spined stickleback) is the source of this 680-nucleotide messenger RNA. It is a transcript of the gene uqcc3, whose product is annotated as ubiquinol-cytochrome c reductase complex assembly factor 3. Lineage: Eukaryota; Metazoa; Chordata; Actinopteri; Perciformes; Gasterosteidae. The record is from RefSeq and is a predicted model, not a curated record. Gene Ontology annotation, biological process: mitochondrial respiratory chain complex III assembly.